This is a messenger RNA of Phytophthora sojae, 2598 nucleotides long. RefSeq lists its product as hypothetical. Lineage: Eukaryota; Oomycota; Peronosporomycetes; Peronosporales; Peronosporaceae. Gene Ontology annotation, molecular function: RNA binding; protein binding. The record is from RefSeq and is a predicted model, not a curated record. The transcript is spliced from 2 exons. Bases 1 to 2598 code for a protein of 865 amino acids.
AUGGACCCGCGGCUGCAAGAUCAAUGGACUGGCCGAGCUCCUCCGAUUGACGUCAACCCGGAAGACCCGGGGCUGCAGAUGGAGACGCGGAUCUGCCGCCGUCCGGGAUUCGGCACGGAAGGCAAGACGAUGAAUAUGAACGUGAACUACUUCGGCAUCUCCCUGGACGCCGCCCCGCCGGAGAUUUUCAAGUACCAUGUCGACACGGAACCGCCUCGCAUCCAGCGGCCACUGCCUCGCGGACUCAUCCGCAAUGUGAUCAACGCAGCGCUACGCCAGUACGAGGCGGAAUUCGGUGGGGUCCGCGUGGUGCACGACGGCAUGUCGGCGCUCUACUCGCCGACGAAGCUCGAGUGGAACUCACGCGUCUUUCCCAAUGUGAACCCUGACGCCCCCACCGGCGAGGAUCAACAGACCCGAGACGGCCGACGUCGUAGAGGACCGCGCACGUUCGUCGUCAAGAUGAAGUUGGCAGAAACUAUCGCCGUGGGAAGUUUGGAGGUGCACUACGCGAACCCGGACACGAACGUCAUGCCCGUUCUUCAGGCGCUUGAUGUUGUGGCUCGUCACUUGGGUGCGCAGCGUUUGAUUGCUGUCGGCCGCAACUUCUUCGGUAUGAAGAAGACGCACGAGCUCAAGGGCGGCAAGGAACUUUGCUGGGGCUACCACCAAGCCAUCCGCGUGUCCGAGAAGAAGCUGCUCAUGAAUGUCGACCAGGCGGCCACGGUCUUCUACGAGCCCUGCGAGCUCAUGAAGCUGGCGAUGUCGGCUCUUAAUGUGCGCUCGCCAAUGGCGGUCCGCGAUCUAACGGAGCGAGAUAUGAAGAACCUCGCGCGCGCUCUGCGUAAGGUGGAAGUCAUGCCGAAGCACCGCAAAGACCGCAAGCGCGCCAUCUUCGGCGUUAGUCCGGACCGCGCUGACCGCACUAUGGUGGAUAUCAAGGGCGAGACGAUGAGUGUGGCCGAGUACUUCUCGCGCAAGUACAACCUGCGGCUGCAGCACCCGAGCCUGCCGCUCGUGAACGUAGGCAGCAAGAAGGCUGGCCGAGAGAACUGGCUGCCGAUUGAGCUGUGCGAUGUCGCGCCGGGCCAGCACUGUCCGAACAUCAACGAUCUGGACACGGCCGAGAUCAUCCGCCAGACCAGUCAACCUCCGCACGCUCGUCGCGAGAACAUCCUGAGCCAAGUCCACCAGGCAGGCUUCGAGAACGAUCCGUACCUGGCUGCGUUCGGGAUGAAGGUGGGCCAACAACUGGAGAGGACGGACGUGCGCGUGCUUGACCCUCCUGACGUGCAGUACGCCAACGUGUCCGAGAGACCGUCGGGUGGCCAGUGGAAUUUGAAGGACAAGAAGUUCGUGACGGGAGCCGUACUGCGGAACUGGGGCGUUGUGGUCGACGCCAAUACAAACGAGCGGGAGGUGAAGAACUUCAUUGGGACGAUGGUCGACACUGCGUGCAAGUGCGGACUAAUGAUGGAGUGCCGGAACCCGCUCGUGAUCGAUCGCUGUGGCGGCCAGCGUGGAGAAGUGGAGGACCUCAUGAAGGCCUGCUACCGACAACUGGAAUGCCAGGGCAACGGGCCGCCUCAAUUGAUAAUGGUCAUCAAACAGGACAAAGGCUCCGUCUCCUACGGCCGGAUCAAGCGCACCUCCGACACGGUGCUGGGGAUCCCGAGUCAGUGCAUCGUUGCGACGAAUCUACGUCGAGCCAACCCGCAGCUUUGCGCCAACGUCUGCCUCAAGAUGAACAUGAAACUGAGCGGCAAGAACUCGGUGCUGCGAGAGCCGCUGCCGCUCGUGAGUUCCUGUCCAACGAUCGUGAUCGGCGCCGACGUGGAGCACCCGCGCUCGGGUAUGGGCUCUCGCCCGUCGAUCGCCUCCGUUGUGGCCUCCAUGGACGCGUACUCGGCCAAGUACAUUGGGCGCGUGGCGGCGCAGAAGGCAGCGAACGACAUCCAGCAGCUGCCGCACAUGCUGCGCGACCUCUUUUUGUCGUUCUACCGCAGCACCGAUCGCCGUCCCGAGCGGGUGAUCUACUACCGAGACGGCGUGAGCGAAGGACGGUUCUACGACAUUCUACAGUCGGAGAUGCGCGCGCUGCGCAAGACGUUUAAGAUGCUGUCGGAUGACUACAACCCGCCCGUGACUUUCGUGGUGGUGAACAAGCGCCACCACAUGCGCGUCUUCCCCGUGAACCAGAGUGAUGCCGACAAGAAGGGCAACGUGGUGCCGGGCACGGUGCUGGACACGGGCGUGGUGAGCCCGCACCGCUUCGACUUCUUCUUGUACGGCCACAGCGGAAUUCAAGGCACGAGCGUCCCGUGCCACUACACGGUGCUGCACGACGAGAACCGACUGUCGGCCGACGACCUGCAGCGACUCACGUAUUACUUGGGCUAUACGUUCUCGCGCUGCACGCGCUCCGUGUCGUUCGCGACCCCGGCGUACUACGCGCACCUGGCCGCGGGCCGCGCGCGCUUUUUCCUGUACGAGGGAUCGUCGGACACGGCGUCCAUGAGCACCAACAUGUCCAGCUCGUCCAGCUUCGACUUCGCCGGUCUGCACAAGAACAUGCUCGACUGCAUGUUCUACGUGUAG